Camelus dromedarius (Arabian camel) is the source of this 975-nucleotide messenger RNA. Its product is annotated as olfactory receptor 5B2. Gene Ontology annotation, molecular function: olfactory receptor activity; odorant binding; G protein-coupled receptor activity. Gene Ontology annotation, biological process: sensory perception of smell; G protein-coupled receptor signaling pathway. The record is from RefSeq and is a predicted model, not a curated record. NCBI's taxonomy places the organism in Eukaryota, Metazoa, Chordata, Mammalia, Artiodactyla, Camelidae. The transcript has a single exon. Gene Ontology annotation, cellular component: membrane. Bases 29 to 973 code for a protein of 314 amino acids.
UACAUCUCACGAUUCCCAAGUAGCAUUGAUGGAGAACAGGACAGAAGUGACACAGUUCAUCCUCCUGGGACUCACCAACACCCCAGAACUACAGAUUCCUCUCUUUGUCGUGUUCACUCUUAUUUACCUCAUCACUCUGGCUGGAAACCUGGGAAUGAUCAUACUGACUCUCUUGGACUCUCGUCUCCACACUCCCAUGUACUUUUUCCUCAGUCACCUGUCUCUGGUGGACUUUGGCUACUCCUCAGCUGUCACUCCCAAAGUCACGGCUGGCUUACUUAUGGGUGACAAGAUCAUCUCUUACAAUGCAUGUGCUGCUCAAAUGUUCUUUUUUGCAGCCUUUGCUACUGUGGAAAAUUACCUCUUGGCCUCAAUGGCUUAUGAUCGUUAUGCAGCAGUGUGUAAACCCCUGCAUUACAGCACCACCAUGAAGAAAAGUGUGUGUGCACGUCUGGCCAUAGGCUCCUAUAUCUGUGGUUUCCUGAAUGCCUCCAUCCACAUUGGAGAUACAUUCAGUCUCUCUUUCUGUAGGUCCAACGUGGUCCAUCACUUUUUCUGUGAUAUUCCAGCUGUUCUGACUCUCUCUUGCUCUGAUAAACACAUUAGUGAGGUGGCUCUUGUUUUUACUUCGAGCUUGAACAUCUUUUUUGCUCUUCUGACUAUAUUGAUUUCCUACCUGUUCAUAUUUAUAACCACCUUGAAGAUGCAGUCAUCUCAGGGACACCAAAAGGCUUUGUCCACCUGUGCUUCCCACCUCACUGCCGUCUCCAUCUUCUAUGGGACAGUCAUCUUCAUGUACUUACAGCCCAGCUCCAGCCAUUCCAUGGACACAGACAAGGUGGCAUCUGUGUUCUACACCAUGGUCAUCCCCAUGCUGAAUCCUAUGGUCUACAGCCUGAGGAAUAAGGACGUAAGGAAUGCAUUCAAGAAGGUGGUUGAGAAGGCAAAUUUUUCUAUAGGAUUGGGACUUUAACU